Messenger RNA from Darwinula stevensoni, 1193 nucleotides. Lineage: Eukaryota; Metazoa; Arthropoda; Ostracoda; Podocopida; Darwinulidae. The record is from the annotation of a GenBank genome assembly.
AUGGAAUCGGCGUUUAGCGGCGUCCUUGCCGUCCGACUGGGACCGAGGGCCGAGGGCCAAGGCCAAGGCCAAGGCCAGGGACGAGGAGGGGGAAUGGGCAAUCGAGGAAUAGUCGGCGGCGGCGGCCUGGGCAUGCCCUCUCGGUUCGGGGGUCUCCUGGGGAGCCCCGGGGGGUUCGGCGCCCUCGCCCACCCCGCGCUGACCCCGGAGUCCCUGCAGGAUCAGGAGAGGAAGCUGUCGCAGAUGAUCACGCAGCUUCAGGUCUUGAGGGAGCAGCUGCUCUCGCAGCAGGAGCUUCAAGUCAAGCUGUCGAAUUCGUGGGCAUUGGGGGUGAGUCUCCCAUCGUCGAUAUCUCCCCGUGAGACAAACCAAGCUCCGAAGAUGAACCAUCACGGUCACGGGUCACACGGGGAGGGGAUGCCGGAGGCCCCGUUGAAUCUGAGUAAACCUAAGGAAGAACCACCAGUGUCCCACGCGUCGGAAUUAUCGAGGGCGUCUUCGAGACCCCAUUCCAUUCCCCCUAUACCGUUUCCCAAGCCCCAUCCGAAUUUCCUUCUCCCCCCUUUUCUCAACCCCUACGAGUCUCUGUCGGCGUUCACGCCUCACCAAGCCGGCAAGCCGAUGGUCCCGACGAGCCCGUUGAGCAACGGUUUUCUCACAAGCUCCCUGAAUAAUCCAUUCCUGUCAGACAGGCCGUUCCACUGGCACAUGCCGUUCACCCCAUCCCCAAUGUCCCCGCCAAAUCCACCCAGGCCACGUCCUGCUUCGUCAGAAGACAACAACUCCAAGAACAAGGAAGACGGUAAAAUCUUUGGAGCCAAAAUCAUUCGUCAGGGGAGACGGGGGGAGCGAGACGGGGAACCCCGUCCACACGUGAAGCGGCCGAUGAACGCGUUCAUGGUGUGGGCCAAAGACGAGAGGCGGAAGAUCCUAAAAGCGUGUCCGGACAUGCACAAUUCCAACAUCUCCAAGAUCCUGGGAGCUCGGUGGAAGGCGAUGAGCAACGCGGAGAAGCAGCCCUAUUACGAGGAACAGAGCCGACUCUCCAAGCUCCACAUGGAGAAACAUCCCGACUACCGAUACCGGCCCAGACCCAAACGGACUUGCAUCGUGGACGGGAAGAAGAUGCGGAUCUCCGAGUACAAGACUCUCUUGAGGCAGCAGCAACGGAUGGAAGCGAAACCCUGAGGUUC